Molecule: messenger RNA, 288 nt
Organism: Lodderomyces beijingensis
Lineage: Eukaryota; Fungi; Ascomycota; Pichiomycetes; Serinales; Debaryomycetaceae
Source: the annotation of a GenBank genome assembly
AUGGCCAAUCCAAUAAACAGUCAAAAACAAACGUCGUCACCUCCAAAGAGGAGCACGGCAAGACCGCGGAUUCAACCGUCAACAGCGACGAUAACCCAGAGACAGCUCAGUCAUCUAAACUCGCAGAUUGCUCAACUACAGGCCAACUUGGCCGACUUUAAUGACUUGAUCAAAACCACAACGCAGCAGUAUCAGAGCUUGGAGCAGUUGGGCAAGAUCCAGGCCAGUUUGUUCAUGGCGAGCCACAAGGUGUUUGAAGAUGAGAAUUUCGCGGAUGAAGAGGAGUGA